Molecule: messenger RNA, 1575 nt
Organism: Penicillium verrucosum
Lineage: Eukaryota; Fungi; Ascomycota; Eurotiomycetes; Eurotiales; Aspergillaceae
Product: putative RNA export mediator Gle1
Exons: 2
Coding region: 1-1575 (524 amino acids)
Biological process (GO): regulation of translational initiation; regulation of translational termination; poly(A)+ mRNA export from nucleus
Cellular component (GO): nuclear pore; cytoplasm; nuclear pore cytoplasmic filaments
Molecular function (GO): inositol hexakisphosphate binding; phospholipid binding; translation initiation factor binding
Source: RefSeq, a predicted model, not a curated record
AUGGCACGAUUCCGAACUCAUGUCCCACCCUUGGACAGCCCGUCCAAGCAGCUGAUGCUUGACCUCGUUCGCGAUCUUGAACAAGUCAAAAUCUUCGAUGCCGACCUGAAGAAAGUUCACCAGUAUGAACGAAAGCAAUUUUACGAAAAUCUCGAUCGGAUCGACCGCGAGCGUGAAGCAGUCCACACAGCCGCCCUUGAUCAGGCCGCCGCCUUCCACGACCGUGUCCGCGAGGAAGCGGAGACAACCUUGAAGGUUCACCUCCUCGCCGAAGAGGAGGAGCGCCUGCGGAAGGAAGAAGCGAUCCGCAAGGAAAGGGAACGACUUGAACUUGUAAAGAGUGAAAACGCACGCCGCGAACGAGAAGCAGCCGCACGCGUUGAGGCCGAACGCCAAGCCAAAGAGCAGGCCGAGAAGAAGGCCCAGGAGGAGGCGGCUGAGAAAGCCGCUGCGCUUGAAACCACACGCAAAGCCGCGAUUGAGGAGAAGCUCCGCAAGGAACGCGAGCAGGCCGACGCCCAGAAACGCAAGCAGGAUGAGGAGGCUCGAAAGGUGCAGGAAGAGGCCGACGACAAGGCCCGCAGCCAACAACAGCAGAAACUUGGUGCCGGAAACCUUUCGGCUGGAGAUAUUCAAGAGCAACAACGUUACGUUCAGCUACAUAAGACUCUCAAGGAAAUGCGCAAAUGGCUCAAGGACAUUGGCCAAGCGCAGCCUGACCUCAAGGCGACCAUGGGCAAUUUACGACGCUCAAUCAAGAAGUCUGUUGGCCAGCUUCGAGCUGGAACCGGUGCGAAUAAACAACAGAUUAUUCAACUCAAAGGCGAACUUGAAAAGGCACUUGCCUACCCAGAGCCAACAGUGGACAUCCGAAACUUCAUUGCAUUCCCACCCGAGGAGAUUGCAAAGUCGGAGAACAAGGUGCCAGCAAUGCUCAUCUACGGAUUGAACAUUCUUGCAAAGAGCUUGAUCUCCUCUCUCUUGGCUGAAGCCUCCAUCAAACAAUCCCACGCCGAGCCGAUCGGCAUCAUUGCUGCACAGAUUUUUUCCUUUGAUAUGUUCACGUACAAAGGAAUACACAUGUCCGACAUCAUGUGGGCCAAGUACCGUGUUGUUUGCCCCGCUCUUUGGGGAUUCACAGGCAAUGACAAGACCGAGGGUGGCCGUCGUGUCCUGGGUUGGUGGCGUUCUGCAGACACUGGUUCCUGGGUAUCAGAAGAAAUUCAUAUGGAUCGCAUGACCGCACUCGGUGCGGGAUAUGCUGCUAUGACCCUUCGCAACUUUGCGAAGUCCCCACGUCGCAACCCGUUCCCCAACACCAUGUUUUGGUCUUCUAUCCACAAAAUCCUUGCCAUUCCACCUGCAGAGUUGCAGGAGACCCAGAUUGCCCUUCUCGCAGCCCUGUUCCGAUCGUCGGGCGAGCGCAUUGUCGGAUUCUUCGGUCAAUACGGGCUCGCGCUGAUGCACCAUGUCAUCAUUGACCUGCCCCGCAAGCUUGGGCGGGAGACAAUGGCUGUGACACAGCUGAGUACUCUUAAGGAGGUGUACUUGAAAGAGAAGAAUUUCGCGUUGUGA